GGUUAAGUUAACUGUGAGCGAGUGGGAGUAAGUCGUUUAGGAAGCUAUAUGUUAGCGUUUGUUGGUGUGUAAACGUAUUUCCGAUUUAAUUUGUGCUCUAGGUUAACCAUGGCUGGGUGCCUAGAAAAUGUGCAGCUACCUCCGUGUGUAUGGUUCGAAGGAGAUGAUAAAAGAAACGCAGUUGCAUCAAUUGCAGCGGGUGUACUUUUUUUCACCGGCUGGUGGUUCAUCAUAGAUGUCCAAGCAGCGUAUCCACAAAACGAGGAGUUUAAUAAAGCGUAUCACGUCUGUGGUGUCUUCGGAACUCUCUCCUUGUUUAUGAUCAAUUCUGUUUCUAAUGCCCAAAUUCGGGGGGAUGCCUACUCUGGUGGCUGCUUUGGCUCUCGCGGCGCCAGAUUCUGGCUUUUUGGUGGUUUUGUAAUGGGUUUUGGAGCUGUGAUUGCAUCUUGCUGGAUUUUGUUUGCUGAUUAUGUUGCUUAUGGUGAAGGAAAACAGUCUACAUGGCCAGGAGUGGGUCUUUUCCUACAGAAUUCCUUCAUUUUCAUUGGUUCACUGGUAUUUAAAUUUGGAAGAUCAGAGGAUCAUUGGAAUUAACUAAUAAAAAAUUUUUGUCUUGACCUUUCUUAUGUUACAUGUAAGUUACUGUGGUAUUCGGUGGAGAAAUUGGAUUGCCAUGAUCUGGUGUGAUAUCUUACUAUAGGAGAAGUAUAAAGUAGAAGACUGGAUUGUAAUCUAAGAGACAUACUGGUGGUAAACCUCUUGUCACCUUUCAUCUACUUUAAAAAUAGUGGUUAGUUUUCUGUACUUGGAAUUACCAUUUUCACACCUACUGUCAACAUUCACAAGUGGACAUUUCCACUGUUUUAGUUGCUAAAAUCAUGUAUGUGCAUCAUUCUCUUGAAUUCUAAAUUUAAAAAAGUAUGUAUGGUAUUUCCAGGUAAGAAUGUUGUAUGGAGUGUAACAAUUCCAGAAUCACAGGCUUAUUCUGACAUGUAUUCAGACAGCAUGCAGUAUAUUCGUACUGAUUUUGUCAUAUUCUCCUGAAUACACUCAUUUAGUGUCUCAGUUGUUUGUGAAUGUUAGGCAUACACAGCAGAUUUCAAAUGAACCCAGAAGAGAAGGUCUAGAGGAGGUAGGCCUUGUGAUCCAAGGUGAAAUUCCACUGCUCUGUGGUGGCAUCUAUUUUCCUAGUAUCGUGGCAUUUAAUUAGUUUUUUGCAGAGAGUGUUGAAGGCAAAAUGUGGAAGUUUCCCAUCCUGCUGAAGCCAGAAGUACUGUAAUGUUACAAGCAGCAUGUCAUCUGAGUAAGGUUUCAAGACUUUAUUCAACAUUCCCACCUAUGUUUCUGCAUUUACAAAAGCAUGAGAAAUGAGUAUGGUCCAAGCAAUGUUACAUGGAUGCCACAACAGACCAGUACCUUCGGAUCAUUCUGAACACGGGUCUCUGUGAACCAGUGGGAGUUCCCAUUCAUCCAAUAAUG
Messenger RNA from Cryptotermes secundus, 1479 nucleotides. RefSeq names its product transmembrane protein 50A. Bases 109 to 594 code for a protein of 161 amino acids. NCBI's taxonomy places the organism in Eukaryota, Metazoa, Arthropoda, Insecta, Blattodea, Kalotermitidae. Gene Ontology annotation, biological process: late endosome to vacuole transport via multivesicular body sorting pathway; protein targeting to vacuole. The transcript has 4 exons. The record is from RefSeq and is a predicted model, not a curated record.